Arvicanthis niloticus (Nile rat) is the source of this 3404-nucleotide messenger RNA. It is a transcript of the gene Ar, whose product is annotated as androgen receptor. Lineage: Eukaryota; Metazoa; Chordata; Mammalia; Rodentia; Muridae. Gene Ontology annotation, biological process: regulation of DNA-templated transcription; androgen receptor signaling pathway. Gene Ontology annotation, cellular component: nucleus. Gene Ontology annotation, molecular function: steroid binding; zinc ion binding; nuclear receptor activity. The record is from RefSeq and is a predicted model, not a curated record.
UGCAAGUUUUCUUCCUUGGAGCUUCCCGCAGGUGGGCAGCUAGCUGCAGAUACUACAUCAUCAGUCAGUAGAACUCUUCAGAGCAAGAGAAGAGGAGGCAGGAUAAGGGAAUUCUGUGGAAGCUACAGACAAGCUCAAGGAUGGAGGUGCAGUUAGGGCUGGGAAGGGUCUACCCACGGCCCCCGUCCAAGACCUAUCGAGGAGCGUUCCAGAAUCUGUUCCAGAGCGUGCGAGAAGCGAUCCAGAACCCGGGCCCCAGGCACCCUGAGGCCGCUAGCAUAGCACCUCCCGGCGCCUGUUUACAGCAGCGGCAGGAGACUAGCCCCCGGCGGCGACGGCGGCAGCAGCAUACUGAGGAUGGCUCUCCUCAAGCCCACAUCAGAGGCCCCACAGGCUACCUGGCCCUGGAGGAGGAACAGCAGCCUUCACAGCAGCAGUCAGCCUCCGAGGGCCACCCUGAGAGCCGCUGCCUCCCCGAGCCUGGGGUGGCCACGGCUCCUGGCAAGGGGCUGCCGCAGCAGCCACCAGCUCCUCCAGAUCAGGAUGACUCAGCUGCCCCAUCCACGUUGUCCCUUCUGGGCCCCACUUUCCCAGGCUUAAGCAGCUGCUCCGCUGACAUUAAAGAUAUCCUGAGCGAGGCCGGCACCAUGCAACUUCUUCAGCAGCAGCAGCAGCAACAGCAGCAGCAACAGCAGCAGCAGCAACAGCAGCAGGAGGUAAUAUCCGAAGGCAGCAGCAGCGGCGCGAGAGCAAGGGAGGCCACUGGGGCUCCCUCUUCCUCUAAAGAUAGUUACCUAGGGGGCAAUUCGACCAUAUCUGACAGUGCCAAGGAGUUGUGUAAAGCAGUGUCUGUGUCCAUGGGAUUGGGUGUGGAAGCACUGGAACAUCUGAGUCCAGGGGAACAGCUUCGGGGAGACUGCAUGUACGCGUCGCUCCUGGGAGGUCCACCCGCGGUGCGUCCCACUCCUUGUGCGCCGCUGGCCGAAUGCAAAGGUCUUCCCCUGGACGAAGGCCCGGGAAAAGGCACUGAAGAGACUGUUGAGUAUUCCUCUUUCAAGGGAGGUUACGCCAAAGGGUUGGAAGGUGAGAGCCUGGGCUGCUCUGGCAGCAGUGAAGCAGGUAGCUCUGGGACACUUGAGAUCCCGUCCUCUCUGUCUCUGUAUAAGUCUGGAGCAGUAGACGAGGCAGCAGCAUACCAGAAUCGGGACUACUACAACUUUCCACUGGCUCUGUCCGGGCCGCCGCACCCCCCGCCCCCUACCCAUCCACACGCCCGCAUCAAGCUGGAGAACCCGUUGGACUACGGCAGCGCCUGGACUGCGGCGGCAGCGCAAUGCCGCUAUGGGGACUUGGCUAGCCUACAUGGAGGGAGUGUAGCCGGACCCGGACCCAGCACUGGAUCGCCCCCAGCCACCGCCUCUUCUUCCUGGCAUACUCUCUUCACAGCCGAAGAAGGCCAAUUAUAUGGGCCAGGAGGCGGGGGCGGCAGUAGCAGCCCAAGCGAUGCUGGGCCUGUAGCCCCCUAUGGCUACGCUCGGCCCCCUCAGGGGCUGGCAAACCAGGAGGGUGACUUUUCUGCCUCCGAAGUGUGGUAUCCUGGUGGAGUUGUGAACAGAGUACCCUAUCCCAGUCCCAGUUGUGUCAAAAGUGAAAUGGGACCUUGGAUGGAGAACUACUCCGGACCUUAUGGGGACAUGCGUUUGGACAGUACCAGGGACCACGUUUUGCCCAUCGACUAUUACUUUCCACCCCAGAAGACCUGCCUGAUCUGUGGAGAUGAAGCCUCUGGCUGUCACUAUGGAGCUCUCACAUGUGGCAGCUGCAAGGUCUUCUUCAAAAGAGCUGCUGAAGGGAAACAGAAGUAUCUAUGUGCCAGCAGGAAUGAUUGCACCAUUGAUAAAUUUCGGAGGAAAAAUUGUCCAUCUUGUCGUCUCCGGAAAUGUUAUGAAGCAGGGAUGACUCUGGGAGCUCGUAAGCUGAAGAAACUUGGAAAUCUAAAACUACAGGAGGAAGGAGAAAAUUCCAGUGCUAGCAGCCCCACUGAGGACCCAUCCCAGAAGAUGACUGUGUCACACAUUGAAGGCUAUGAAUGUCAGCCUAUCUUUCUUAAUGUCCUGGAAGCCAUUGAGCCAGGAGUGGUGUGUGCAGGACAUGACAACAACCAGCCUGAUUCCUUUGCUGCCUUGUUAUCUAGCCUCAACGAGCUUGGUGAGAGGCAGCUUGUGCAUGUGGUCAAGUGGGCCAAGGCCUUGCCUGGCUUUCGAAACUUGCAUGUGGAUGACCAGAUGGCAGUCAUUCAGUAUUCCUGGAUGGGACUGAUGGUAUUUGCCAUGGGUUGGCGGUCCUUCACUAAUGUCAACUCCAGGAUGCUCUACUUUGCACCUGACCUGGUUUUCAAUGAGUACCGCAUGCACAAGUCUCGGAUGUACAGUCAGUGUGUGAGGAUGAGGCACCUGUCUCAAGAGUUUGGAUGGCUCCAGAUAACACCCCAGGAGUUCCUGUGCAUGAAAGCACUUCUCCUCUUCAGCAUUAUUCCAGUGGAUGGGCUGAAAAAUCAGAAAUUCUUUGAUGAACUUCGAAUGAACUACAUCAAGGAACUCGAUCGCAUCAUUGCAUGCAAAAGAAAAAAUCCCACAUCCUGCUCAAGGCGCUUCUACCAGCUCACCAAGCUCCUGGAUUCUGUACAGCCUAUUGCAAGAGAGCUGCAUCAGUUCACUUUUGACCUGCUAAUCAAGUCCCAUAUGGUGAGCGUGGACUUUCCUGAAAUGAUGGCAGAGAUCAUCUCUGUGCAAGUGCCCAAGAUCCUUUCUGGGAAAGUCAAGCCCAUCUAUUUCCACACACAGUGAAGAUUUGGAAACCCUAAUACCGAAACCCACCUUGUUCCCUUUUCACGUGUCUUCUGCCUGUUAUAUAACUCUGCACUACUUCUCUGCAGUGCCUUGGGGGAAAUUCCUCUACUGAUGUACAGUCUGUCAUGAACAUGUUCCGCAGUACUAUUUCCUGGGCUUUUCCGUCUUUCCUUCUCUUCUUCCUCUCUUUCACCCUCCCAUGGCACAUUUUGAAUCUGCUGCGCAUUGUGGCUCCUGCCUGUGUUUUGACUUCUGUUGUAUUUCUUUGAAUCUGUGAUGAUCCUCUUGUGGCCCAGUGUCAACUGUGCUUGUUUAUUGCACUGUGCUGUGUGCCAACCAAGCAAAUGUUUACUCACCUUAUGCCAUGGCAAAUUUAGAGAGCUAUAAGUAUCUGGGGGAAGAAACAAACAGAGAGAAUACAAAGAAAAAAAAAACAAAACCAACAAACAAAACAUUCUAGGUUUGUUUCUUCAUGGUAUACAAAUAAACACAUAGGAUUCCCAAAGAAGCCAACAGUGACUAGAAGAAAGUAAAAAAAAAAAAAAAAAAAAAAAA